Molecule: messenger RNA, 1820 nt
Organism: Mangifera indica (mango)
Lineage: Eukaryota; Viridiplantae; Streptophyta; Magnoliopsida; Sapindales; Anacardiaceae
Product: glycosyltransferase 6-like
Exons: 2
Coding region: 129-1484 (451 amino acids)
Cellular component (GO): endosome; trans-Golgi network; membrane
Molecular function (GO): galactosyltransferase activity
Source: RefSeq, a predicted model, not a curated record
UCAACUUUCCCACUUAAAUAAGACGUUUGUCCACUUUCUCGCUCACACCAGUCUGGUGAUUCUUCUCCCUGCAGUUUUGUUUCAGGCAAAGACAAAAAACACACCCCGACCAACUGUGUGCAGUCAAAAUGUUCCGUCACGAUUAUUCUCCUUCAAUGGCGAAACCAAGUACACGUCACAAAUCCUCACUUUCAGCUGCCUGGCUCUUUCUAACCGGCGCAUUUGUUGCUCUCUUACUCGUCUGGUCCUUCUCCGCUUUUUCUUCCUCUAGUCAGCGUUUUGAUACUCUUUCCGAAUCCAAGUCUGCCACUGAUCGAAAACAGGGACGCUGCGAUAUGGGGGCUGUGAAUUUACAAUACGAUCCUCCGAAUGAAACCUUCUACGACGACCCGCGUUUGAGUUACACUGUUGGGAACAAAGUCGAAAACUGGAACCAGAAACGAAAAGAGUGGUUCAAGCAUCAUCCGUCGUUCGCCGCCGGAGCGGCAGAGAGGAUUGUGAUGGUGACAGGUUCACAGCCGUCGCCGUGUAAGAAUCCCAUCGGUGACCAUUUACUUUUGAGAACCUUUAAAAACAAGGUCGAUUACUGUAGAAUCCACGGCUAUGAUAUUUUUUACAACAGUGUGUUACUGCAUCCGAAGAUGAACUCGUAUUGGGCCAAAAUACCGAUUGUCAAAGCAGGGAUGCUGGCUCACCCGGAGGCCGAGUGGAUCUGGUGGGUGGACUCGGACGCGCUGGUCACCGACAUGGAGUUCAAGCUUCCCUUGCACAGGUACAAGAACCACAACGUCGUCGUUCACGGCUGGCCUGGGAUGAUUUACGAGAAUAAAAGUUGGACUAGUUUAAACGCCGGUGUCUUUCUCAUCAGGAACUGUCAAUGGUCUAUGGAUUUCUUGGAGACGUGGGCCAACAUGGGUCCCAUCAGCCCAGAUUUCUCGAAGUGGGGCCCUAUUCAACGAUCAAUCUUCAAGGACAAGCUUUUCCCGGAAUCAGACGAUCAAACGGCUCUGAUUUAUUUACUCUACAAAGAGAAAGAAAAAUACUACGAUAACAUCUAUUUAGAAGGCGAAUUUGAUUUUGAAAGCUACUGGGUAGGGGUGCUGCCAACGUAUGAUAAUAUGACGGAACAAUAUAUAGAGAUAGAUCGACGGUCGCCGACGCUAAGGAGGCGGCACGCUGAGAAGGUGAGUGAGUUUUACGGCGCGGAGAGGGAAAAGUAUUUGAAGGCGGCCGGGAACGGGAGGGGGAGCUGGAGGAGGCCUUUUAUCACGCACUUUACGGGUUGCCAACCGUGCAGUGGGAACCACAAUCCGAUGUAUUCUGGAGAGGCGUGUUGGAAGGGGAUGGUGAAGGCGUUGAAUUUUGCGGAUAAUCAGGUGCUUAGAAAAUAUGGUUUCGUGCACCCGAAUUUGCGUGAUUCGAGCUUGGUGUCUCCUGUGCCGUUUGAUUAUCCUGUUCCAAAUGAAGACGGUCCGUGGGGAUAAGCCUCACCAAUCAUUGAAGCCUCCAUGUGCUGCAACUGGAGUUCCAAGAAGGCAAGUAGUAGAUUUUCUGAAAACUGUUUCACAUAUCAGCAUCUGCAUAACCAGGUUCUUCCGAAACUUUUAGCUGUGGACUUGCGGUUAUUAUGGUUGUUUAAAUACUGAAAGAUGUAUACAAAUGUAGCCAGUUAUCUGUCUGCCUGGAUUCAGGAUGUUCUAUGACAUAUUUAUCCGGGAUGGUAACUUGGGCGACUUAGAUUAUAAAAUAUUUCAGCCUAUAAAAUAAUUUUGACCGUGCAGAUAGAGACUCUUGAGUAAUAAAAGUUCAUAUUUAAAGAA